UAAGAGUAUAUAGAUUCGAUUACAGUAAAGAAUUUCUAGUUAUUACAGUUUCUGAAAUAGGCUCCAAAAUCUAGUCGUGAGUGGGCACAGAUGUGGGAAGGUGUGGUCCCUUGUUGCUUUCAAGGACGCGGCAAUUUACUGUUCUAGCGCUUCUCAGAGAACUCUAUUUACGGUGCAGGUGGCAGUGGGAAUUAGUAAAUUCCCGGUAGGUCAGUAAUUGUGCCAGCAGCCACAGUGACUGGCACAGAAUUUUGCGGAAGGCGCAGUCCUGCAUACACCAAUAAACACUGUUCAGAAAGAAAAAAAAAAAAAAAGCUUUCCUAACGUACUUUGUGUUUCCUGGGCGCUCCUCCCCGCCCCCUUCCUAUUUUUCUGCAUUGUCCUCCUCCUUCACGGGUGGGUCCUGGAUGGACCCGCAUCUCAGCUUCCUCUCGCCGGUGGGACUCGGAGUGGUACCCUCCAACCCGCUGCCGCGCCUGCGCACAGCGUCUUCUCGCGUGAACGCGCUGCGCUGAGCCCCCUGCACUCCGCCGACCCGGUGAGUGCCUGGCGUGGGCUAGAGUAGGCCAGGCUCCCGCCUUUUACCGGGCCGGGUACCGCCAGCUCCUUCGCAGCACAUCCUUCCUCCCACCUUCAGGAUCCGAGCCUCUGAGCAGUUAACCUUGAGGAACCCGGAGGAGGAAGAUGCCUCCCGGAGGCACCGGAGCCGGGGGCGGGGCCAGGCCGGAACCCGGCCCACUCCAGCUCCCAGCCUCCCAUUGGCUCGCGCGCCUGUUCAUCUUCCCGGGGCCGCCGGCCGGUGCCACUUUCUCCGCUACCUCUGCGGCUGUGGGGCCGCCCCCGCCAGAACUAGCCGGAGCUGGCGCCGGCUGCCGGGAGCACGGAGGAGGGCAGGACGGGCGGUGCCGGGGCUGAGCAUCCCAGGGCAGGCUGCAGCGCCGCGGCCUCCGCGUCUGCAACACCACCUGUCGCGGGCGAGGAGUCUGGUGGAGAAAAAAAUGUUUUCCAGGUUAAGAGCCGUGGCCACUCCCUGUACUUCAACAUGCCGACAUUUGCACCUGAAGGAGAAAGGCAAGCCACUCAUGUUGAAUCCAAGAACAAACAAGGGAAUGGCAUUUACAUUACAGGAACGACAAAUGCUUGGUCUACAAGGACUUUUACCUCCUAAAAUAGAGACCCAAGAUAUUCAAGCCUUACGAUUCCACAGAAACUUGAAGAAAAUGAGUAGCCCUUUGGAAAAAUACAUCUAUAUAAUGGGCAUACAAGAAAGAAAUGAGAAACUGUUUUAUAGAAUACUACAAGAUGAUAUUGAAAGUCUAAUGCCAAUUGUGUACACACCAACAGUUGGCCUGGCCUGUUCCCAGUAUGGACACAUCUUUAGAAGACCCAAGGGAUUGUUUAUUUCAAUCUCAGACAGAGGUCAUGUUAGAUCAAUUGUGGAUAACUGGCCAGAAAAUCAUGUUAAGGCUGUUGUGGUGACUGAUGGAGAGAGAAUUCUGGGUCUUGGAGAUCUGGGUGUCUAUGGAAUGGGGAUUCCAGUGGGAAAGCUUUGUUUAUAUACAGCUUGUGCAGGAAUUCAGCCUGAGAAGUGCCUGCCUGUGUGUAUUGAUGUGGGAACUGAUAACAAGGCCCUCUUAAAAGAUCCAUUUUACAUGGGUUUAUAUCAGAAACGAGAGCGUUCCCAACUUUAUGAUGACUUGAUCGAUGAGUUUAUGAAAGCAAUUACUGACAGAUAUGGCCGGAACACACUUAUUCAGUUCGAAGACUUUGGCAAUCAUAAUGCUUUCAGGUUCUUAAGAAAAUAUCGAGAAAAAUAUUGUACCUUCAAUGAUGAUAUUCAAGGAACAGCUGCAGUUGCUCUAUCAGGUCUUCUUGCAGCCCAAAAAGUUAUUAAUAAACCAAUCUCAGAUCACAAAAUCUUAUUUCUUGGAGCAGGAGAGGCUGCUCUUGGGAUUGCAAAUCUUAUAGUUAUGUCUAUGGUAGAAAAUGGGCUCUCAGAAGAGGAGGCACAAAAGAAAAUCUGGAUGUUUGACAAGCAUGGUUUAUUAGUUAAGGGGCGGACUGCUAGCAUAGAUAGUCAUCAGGAACCAUUUGCUCACCCAGCCCCAGAGACUAUACCUGCUACUUUCGAAGAUGCAGUAAAUAAACUUAAGCCUUCAGCUAUAAUUGGAGUGGCAGGUGCCGGCCGGCUUUUUACUCCUGCCGUAAUCAAAGCCAUGGCCUGCAUCAAUGAAAGGCCUAUAAUAUUUGCACUAAGUAAUCCUACAGCUCAAGCUGAGUGCACUCCUGAAGACGCAUAUACGCUCACUGAGGGCAGGUGUUUGUUUGCCAGCGGCAGCCCAUUUGAGCCAGUGAAACUCCAAGAUGGACGAGUCUUCACGCCAGGUCAAGGAAACAAUGUGUAUAUUUUUCCAGGUGUGGCUUUAGCUGUUAUUCUCUGUCAAACCCGGCAUAUCAGUGACAGUGUUUUCCUAGAAGCUGCAAAGGCACUAACAAGUCAAUUGACAGAUGAAGAAUUAGCACAAGGGAGACUUUACCCACCACUUGCUAAUAUUCAGGAGGUUUCUGCUAACAUUGCUAUUAAAGUUACAGAAUACCUGUAUGCCAACAAAAUGGCUUUCCGAUACCCAGAGCCUGAAGACAAGGCCAAGUAUGUGAAAGAAAGAAUAUGGCGAAGUAACUAUGUUUCCCUGCUGCCAGAUGUGUAUGACUGGCCGGAGUCCUCAUUAAAGCCUCCCCAGAUAACAGAAUAGAAGCUCUCCCACCAAUAUUUCAUGCUUCAAGGAACCACUUCUUUUAGACAAAAAAAUCAUAUUCUCAGAUUUAUGGUGGUGUUCUUGUUCCUGUCGUGUUUUAUUCCCCAACACUUUGCUUGGCAUUUUUUUCCCCAUGAAUCUCCACUUCUGUUGGGGAUGAAUGUGUUCUGUUAAAGCCCACCAGUCCCCUACAAUCAAAAACCCAGAAUGCUUUAGUUCUGCUCUGCAGACUAUACCUGGGGUGUUAACAAUGUUUGUGGAUGUCUCUUGGAUGCUUGUUCCUGCUCGCUGCAUCAUUUGUUGUUUACUUUUACAGGAAUUCAUCUUUCACUUAAUUCUUUUAGGGCUACUAAAACGGAAAUUUACUUGUGAAUGUGAGUACAAAAUUUUGAGAAGUCAAAUUUUGACCUUAUCCCAAAGAAUUAAUCCCCCCAAGGAAUUAAUCCCUCUGUAGUAGAUCUAGGGAGAUAGGAAAAAUGGCCUCCAGUUUUCUGGCACUAACGCAAGGCCAGCUUUGACAUAUGGAAGAGUGGGAGGAACCACUGCUGCCUUUGGACGAAGCAGUCAUCUGCACCAGUGUACAAAGACCACUUCAUUUAAUGAAAGUAGUACAUCAGUUGAGUUACUUCAGUUAUCUUACUGACCAAGUAGAAAUUAAGGUUUGUUGUUAUGAAAACACAGCGAUUUUUCUUUUCCUUCUAGUCGAGAAGAUGUGGGAUUCUUAACAUGUUAUGACUAAUGGCAUGUGACUUUGAAAAUGAAUUAACCAUGUUUCAUAUCUGAGGGUGUUAACUGCGGUUUCCCUCUCCAACAGUCAUGCUCUUUGCUCCUUGCAGUAAUUUUGGGAUUCUUCUAGGGUAUAUUCCUUUAAACAUUGGUAGUGACAUCUUUCUCUUGAACAAGGAUUUAAUAGUUUUCCAAGGUAAACAGGGAUAAAGUAGGUAUCAGACCAGGACAUGCCAUUUUUAAUCCCAGGAAAAUGAGUGAUAGCUGGCUGAGAACAGUGAUGUUCCUGUGUCACAUGCUGGAGAACCUGAAGGAAACUCCAAAGCAUCUUGAGCAAUAAUAGUAUGGCUGUGCUGUUCGCCUGUUCUGUGCGCUUUGAGGGAAAGGACAAAACUUGCUUUUGUGUUUUGAGAUUUGUAGUCUGGCCUGGAACUCAUUAUGUAUCCUUGUCUUGCCUCCAAUAGAGACAAUCCUGUCUCAGCCACCCAAGUGCUGGGUUUAUAGGUGAGCCACCAUGUGCAGGUCAAAGACAAGACUUUUUAAAUGCCCAUUCUAAAAGUGUAACCAUGAAAAGCAAUUCAUAGAUGAUAGAAUAUUCACUUGAUAGUUCACUGUAGAAAAUGGGCUUUUUUUCAUCUUUCUGCCUGUAGAGAUUGAUUCUAAAUUCUGAAUGCUGUAUGUAGGCUUAGCAGGCACCAGACCUUGGGUUCAAGCCACAGGACCACCAUCAAAACAAAACCAAAAAAAUCCAGGUUAAAAUGGCAUUGCCAUUUGAAGUAUGAGAGGAAAGAAAAAUCGUGAAUUUAUUUAACAAAUGAGUAGUCAGAAGUUUGAUUUGUGAAAUAAUGAACUAGACCAUAGUUGGAUUCUUUUAAUUAAAGGUGAAAGGUUACCCGUAACUGGUCCCAGCACUUGGGAGGUUGAGGCAGAAGGAUCUUAAGUUUGAGGCUGGGCAAGAUAGUGUGACACUGUCUCAUAAAAACAACAAUAAUGCACACACAGAGAGACACACACAUAGCCAGCAAGAUGGUGCAGAAGGUAAAGAUGCUUGCCUCCCAAGUCUGACACUUGAGUUUGAUCCUUAAGACACAUAAGGUAGAAGGAAAGAACCAACUUCUGAAAGUUGUCCUCUGACCUACAGACCUGUGCCAUGGCAUGUUCACAUGCACACACACAGAAAUGUUACAAAAAAUCAUGAAAAUGAAAGACUUUUCAUGUUUUUGUUGACAACAGGUGUUUUCUAUGUCAAAUCUUUAAUAUUACAAGUAUACAAAUUAUAAGUGUUUUUGUUUUGUUUAUUAAAGGUAGGGACAUAGGCUGAAUUAAAGUAAUUCUAAGAAGUUAGUUAAAUAUGUCUGUGAAGUUAAUGUAAGUCAUUUAUCAAAACAACCAAAUGAAAUAUAGUUCAUUUAUGAACAAGUAUCAAUUAUUGGACAUAAAUUAAAUUUAAAAUUUUAAUAUCAGAGUACUGGCAGGAAGGAGAGACCAUAAUGGCAUCAAAUUUAAAAUAAUAAAACAUUUGAGCCCUCUAUGGAAACUUAGCAAGCAAGAAGGUAAUUUGAGUAGUAAUGGAGUUUUGCUGAGAAGAGAAACAAUUCUGCAGAUUAGUUUUCAGUGAUCAUUUAGAGGAAAGGGAAAGCCUGCUUUCUCAUCUAUUGUGAAGGAAAUUGCAUAACUUGGUGAGGGUAAAGCAGAUAAAUGGAUGGUAACAGGAAAGUUUUAAAAGAUUUUCCUUAAACUGCUUAACCAGGAGGUUGCUUCAGAAUCACUGUGAAACUUUUUAUAAUUGGAGAUGCCUCUGCUCCCUACCUUUAGGCCCCAGUGGACCUCUAAGGGCAAACCCCUAAUUUUAGCAGGUCCCCAGGGGAUUCUGAUGGGUCCCUGUCCUUGCAGUCACUGCCUUAAAGGGGACAUCAGAGUCAUCUGGAGAGCUAACCCAUGCUGGUGGUGCUGCUGCCGCAGGAGGCCACAUUGGGGCUCAAGAUCUUGCAUUUCUAAGGUGCUCCCAGGUGAUGCCAUCAUUGCUGCACAGACCUGGCUGAUGGCAUUGCUUCAGAAUACUGCAUGUUGUACUUCUAAGUCUAGUGCUCAGAUACUCUACAGUUCAAUUUGUAUGAAAAGCUCAACUGAAAUGUCUUAACUGGCUUUCAUCUAGUUUUCCUUAGUUUAUGUGAGACAUUUAUUCUAAAAAAGUUAAUGAAACUGGACAGAAUUUUUCUGAAAAUAUGUCUAGAAUACUGUUUGUUUUAAGCUCACUUAAAUGAAAUCUAGUAACCCAUUUUCCCUUGUAAAAGAUUAGCUAUCAAGUAGAUGCUUGUGGGACAGCUCUAUUUUCUCAUGACUGGGCUUACUUUGACUUUCCUCUAAAUUAGCCUCUGGAGAAGGGAUUUUACAAAGUUAAUAAUAAAUUCAGAUUGAGUGAAUAUUAAGGAGUGUAGAAUAUUAGUCAUUGUUCUUUAAGGAUGGUGAGGGGUAGAGAGAGCCUGGCCUUUGUGAAAAAUACAUCUAAAUGUCCAUGUGGUUUGAUGUCUGGAGCAUUUUCCAGCUCUUUUUGUUGUCCCAUGGGUAGCCUUCAUACGCUAGUGUCCAUGUUCUGUUAAGUUACCUAAAUAAAACUAACCCUGCUGAGCAUCCAUAAUUCUUGAGAACAUUGAUAUAAAUCUGAGAGCUCAUUACUGGAGUUCAUUUCAAAAGCAAUUCUGAAGCAUGGAGUAGCACCAUUCUGUUUCCAUCCAAGACAUGUUCAGGAGUAGACACAUUGCCGCCUGUAACAAACAUGGCCAGGCAUGGUGGCACACCCGUCUAAUCCCAGCUCCUUGGAGGUGGGAGCAGGAGAAUCAGGAGGUCAGGGCCAGCUUCAGCUACAUAUGGAUAUUAAGGCCAGCCUGGGCUAUGUGAGACCCUGUCCCAGAAAACAAAACCAUCAACAGAUGAACUAAAGUAAUAUACUUAGUAUUUUAAAUAGUCAAAAUAAAUUCAGCUACAGAAAAACCACAUCAUCUGAAAUCAGUAUACCUUAAUGUGAGCUGGAAGAGAUUGCCGCCCCCCCCCC
Molecule: messenger RNA, 6534 nt
Organism: Nannospalax galili (Upper Galilee mountains blind mole rat)
Lineage: Eukaryota; Metazoa; Chordata; Mammalia; Rodentia; Spalacidae
Gene: Me2
Product: malic enzyme 2
Exons: 16
Coding region: 999-2753 (584 amino acids)
Biological process (GO): pyruvate metabolic process; malate metabolic process
Cellular component (GO): mitochondrion
Molecular function (GO): malate dehydrogenase (decarboxylating) (NAD+) activity; NAD binding; malate dehydrogenase (decarboxylating) (NADP+) activity
Source: RefSeq, a predicted model, not a curated record